This is a messenger RNA of Ectocarpus siliculosus, 1819 nucleotides long. Lineage: Eukaryota; Phaeophyceae; Ectocarpales; Ectocarpaceae. The record is from the annotation of a GenBank genome assembly.
CUCACCCCAUCCAUCACACGCAUCAUUGCAUCAUUACACCCCCCAACAGCACCCAGGGAGAGAUACACACCUGGCGAUUGGAGAGAUGGCAGCAAUGAAGUCGGUCUUAUUCUUGGCGUCCACGGCCCUCGUGCUGCUGAACAGCUCCACCGCUUUCGUUUUGCCAGCAGCAAGAGUUGGACAACGAACUCCGGCGCGAUCAUCCCCCGCGCUCUGCACCGCCCCUGGGCGAGCAACCCGCAGCGUGACCCGGGUGCACAUGUCGGCGGGUUCGGCGGAUGAGGAGGAGAUGAACUCGUUGGACAAGGCCUUGGUAGCAUGGGGCGUGAAGAGCCCCCCCGGGGAGCCCGAGAUCGACUUCAAGGAGAAGAUCAAGUCCGCGGGGCUCGCGGGGGCGUUGGCCUACGGUGGGACCGAGCUCGCCUUCUGGAUAAUCAGCGUGCCCCUAGCGGUGGUGGGGUACCACCAGACCACGGGGGAAUGGCUGGACCUCACCACUCUCGAGGGCAAGGAGAAGCUCUUCGGUUUGACGGCGGGUUUCCUAACGUUCGCGCGGCUCGUGGUGCCGUUGCGUAUCGCGCUGGCGCUGGCGCUAACACCGGCCAUGGACAAGUACGUUGUGAAGGGCUUGCUCAACAAGAACGAGGCAAGCGCGGACGCGGAUGAGUGAUGGCAACGACGACAUAGGACUCUCCGGCCGCCUGAGGCAGGCCGAGAUCCAAGUGGUCAGCCGAAGUCUCCGAGACAAGCUGGACCCCUAAACGUUCUUGUCGCGCGCCCGCAACGUGUUGGCUAUAUGUUCGGGCUGUGUGCACACACACCGCGAUGUGUUAUCAAGUCCGCGGGGACGAGGGGGGGGGGGCGUACUCAUUUGUUGCUUGCCGUAGUCAUUUGACCAUUGACCACGCGUCCCUUUCGAGACGGAGCACCGUUCCUACACCUACUAGAGACAACACCAACAUUUGGGAGCUCUUUUCGUUUCUGCCACAAACUCCACAAACUCCAUAGGGGGGGGGUCGCUGUGGCCAGUACUAAAGUGUCACCUACACGAAUUGAGUCAUUUCCAGUGCCAGAGUAGAGGCGUGAGUGAGCGUCUUUCCUGCGGGGUGCUUUAGUCUCGUGCAGAGGGGUGAACUUGUUUGUACUUUUUUAUCGGUACAAGUCGACGUGCUGACUGUGCGGUGUUUAGGGAGCAGCAUAUCUCGUUGCAGAGUGUCUCAUGAACACAGGAUGGGAGCAAAGACACGUGGCUCCACAAUGUGUCGGCUAGCUCGCUGGUUGGAAGCUGUCCGGCCAACUCAGGAGUGAAUAGAUCGUGAGCCGUCCUUCAAGGGCUAGGAAAAGUAUCCCCGGUGCCAAGCUAAAUGCAUUGAUGACAGCACGGGCUCAGGGAGCGUACUUUUCCUCGCAAGACUUAGUUUUGGGUGCGAACGCGAUCGGUUGUAUUGCGGUCCGUGGCAGGUAGUGUGGAAGUUUUGAAGCAAAACGUCAAAGGGCUGAUGUUCUACUCGUAAAUAACUUUUUAUGCAUUUGGUCGUGAUUUCACACAAGCAAACAGAGGAACGACUGCUAAAACCCGUCUCGCUCGGUCAUAAGUAUCUGGUACAUAUCUCGUCUGCCUUUUCCCUCUUGUUCUCCUCAAUCGCCGCACCACUACCCGCAGUCUACCCUAGCCCCGAAUGAUAUGCGAAUCAUCUUGCCAAGACCCCAAAGAUCGACAACAACGCACCCAAAGAUCGACAACGACGCAUUGCCACAACAGUAUCCGAGAUGGCCAGUAUCUUGCCGCGCCACGGCUCUCCUCCGAUACGCUACUUCC